This is a messenger RNA of Populus trichocarpa (black cottonwood), 1536 nucleotides long. Its product is annotated as probable glycosyltransferase At3g07620. Gene Ontology annotation, molecular function: glycosyltransferase activity. Lineage: Eukaryota; Viridiplantae; Streptophyta; Magnoliopsida; Malpighiales; Salicaceae. The transcript is spliced from 6 exons. Bases 95 to 1276 code for a protein of 393 amino acids. The record is from RefSeq and is a predicted model, not a curated record.
UAUAUAGACCAUAAGCCUUGACACUAUUACUACUCGAGCCUAAUAAAAUAUUUGGCAAGUUUCACUCUUCAAAUUCUCCCAAGAAAAAACCAUCAUGAACAAUCUUCAACGAGGACUUUCCUGUUUUUUGGUCGUUCUUUCAAUCUGCUUCUCAAUAUAUCACCCUCAAUCCCCAAAUUCUUUUCAGGUGCUGGCGCGGUCAUUGAAAGAAAAUGCUACAGAUCCAGAAAUCUUUUCUGAACUCUUCCAUAUUCCUGACUCUUUCAAAAAGGAUUAUAAGGAAAUGGAGAAGAACUUCAAGAUCUUUGUGUAUCCCCAUAACACAGACAAGCAUACUACUGCCUGUAAUAAGCCAACGGAGCUUGGCUGUUUUAGGAGUGAAGGAUACUUCUAUCACAAUCUCAAUCACAGUCGGUUCUUGACCAAAGAUCCUGAAAAGGCUCACCUUUUCUUCAUUCCCAUUUAUUGUCAUUCGAUGUCUCCUGAGGAAAAAUCCAAGAAAGAAAGGGCUAUUGCUGUCCAGGAUUUUGUCAAGUUCCUCAUUUCCAAGUACCCUUAUUGGAACCGAACUUUAGGUGCCGAUCACUUCUUUGUAAGCUGCUCAGAAGUUGAUGUGGCUGCUACCGCACGAAUUGCUGACCGUUUGAAGAACUCAAUUGGACUCAUGUGUUCUCCUAGUUAUAAUAGUAAAUAUGUUCCUCAUAAGGAUGUUUCCCUCCCACAAAGUGUACAGCCAUAUGCUUAUACUGAAGCCAGAAAUAUAGAAAAGAACAGGACUAUGCUGGGUUUCUGGAGUGGUGUUGAAGAUUCUUAUAUAAGAGAGCGGCUGUACCUCACCUGGGAGUAUGACUCAGAACUUUACAUCGAAGCCAGAGAUUGGCCUACUAGUAUUGAACAAGGACAUUGGCAAGCCCGUGAGGAUUUCUACAAUUCUAAGUUUUGCAUCUGUCCUGGAGGCCCUCAGCUUGAUGGUUUUAUAGCAUUCGCAAUUCACUAUGGAUGCAUUCCAGUUAUCUUAUCUGACUACUAUGAUUUACCAUUCAACGACAUUCUUGAUUGGAGGAAAUUUUCUGUAAUACUAAAGGAGAAUGAUGUCUAUUCGCUAAAGAAAAUCCUUCAGGACAUACCAAAGCAAACAUAUGAAUCUCUGCAGAAUCACACAUUCAUGGUCCAGAAGCACUUUCAGUGGAACUUAUCUCCAGUAAAAUAUGAUGCAUUUCAUAUGGUCAUGUAUGACCUGUGGCUGCGCCACCAUGUUACCAAGUACCGGUACUAGCAAUGAAGAUGAGCAAUUGCUCUUGAUAUGCUUGAGAAAUGUGUUGUAUCCCACCCAUUUUCCUUUCAAAUAGCUAUUAGAUGAGAUUUUCUUCCAUAAAAUGAGGUUGUUUAUUGAUCCUAUCUUCUGAAAUGCGAACCUUGCUGGAUGAGAGCAGCCUCGGUGCUGUGAAUUUUCAUCUGUUUUUUCACAGCAGCAAAACUUGUAAAAUAUUUUCCGUAAGGAUUGUGCAUAUGGUAAAAUAUAAAAAGAAAUUAAUG